Molecule: messenger RNA, 2577 nt
Organism: Nematostella vectensis (starlet sea anemone)
Lineage: Eukaryota; Metazoa; Cnidaria; Anthozoa; Actiniaria; Edwardsiidae
Product: neuromedin-U receptor 2
Exons: 2
Coding region: 1-1158 (385 amino acids)
Biological process (GO): G protein-coupled receptor signaling pathway
Cellular component (GO): membrane
Molecular function (GO): G protein-coupled receptor activity
Source: RefSeq, a predicted model, not a curated record
AUGAAUGAAACAGUAUUGUUCCAGAACGGUACAAACUCAACUUUGGGAGCUUCACCAAUGACAAGGUACUACAAAGAGUCACUUGGACUGAAAGUCUUCAAGCUUACACUGCAAAUCACCGUCGGCCUAAUAGGUGUCAUAGGGAACCUCCUGGUUUGUGUUGUGAUAGCAAGCCGCUCCAAUAUGAAAACCAAGAUGAAUAUCCUUCUGUGCAGCCUCGCCGUAGCUGACACUGGUGUUUUGCUUAUUAAUUUCCCACUCGCUGCUAUCCAGGAGCAAUUGCCAUUACAGUACCCGUUCGGUAGGUGGUUUUGCCUUUACUUGGGCCCUGCAACCGAGAUCUUUUUCGGUGCAUCAAUAUGGUCAAUCACCAUCAUAGCGAUUGAGAGAAAUCGUAAUAUCGUAAGGCGCAGCAAGUCUGAAUGUAAGGGGCUUCCAUGCAAGGGAGUUAUAUGGAAGAUUAUCUUGCUGUGGUUUGCGUCGUUAUUAAUUGUGUCUGUUCCGCUCUAUCCGAUUAUGGUUUAUCAAGAGUUUCCACAAGUCACUAUUUGCUACCCUGAAUGGCCAGAUUACCGUGAAGGGAACAUUUACAUGAAAGCCUAUACGAUAGGUUUAGCGAUCUUCUGGUAUCUUCUACCACUGGUCAUCAUUACCUACACUUACAUCCAAAUUUCACAGCAGCUGCAAAAGAGCACAGCGUUCCACAAAAACAUGCAUGGCGCCUCCGCAAAAAGUAAACUCAUUAUCAAGGAAGAGAAACAGCGGCUGAAACAAAACAAGAAAGCUCAGAUGAUCCUCACUCCUUUAGUAGUUGUCUUCGCCAUUUCCAUGCUACCUCUUAAUGUUUUCCGGCUUGUACAGGCCUUUUACCCUAGUUUUGUAUUCUAUAAGUUUUACUUGAUCCUUCUCAGCGUUUGUGCCGUUUUUGUGAUUGCCAACUCGGCUAUGGACCCUGUGGUGUAUUAUAUAGCUAGUAGAGAAUUUCGCCAGGGUAUAAGAAAUUUGCUAAGGAGGAAGAAAGCAGAAAGAAGAAAGCACGAGCCCAAAAAAUUGCCAACAACCCAUUCUUAUGCUACACACCCUGAUAUGAGGAUACGAGCAAGAGGAAAAAGAGAUGAUUCAAGGCUCCAAUUGGUCAAUAAAGAGACAAUCAUUUGAGGAGUGACAUCUUGAAUGCUUGCGAAAAGGGCAUGCAGUUUCAAUGAGACAGGACUACAGUAUAACCUACACACGGACACUUUGCAUAUCGGGCAAAAAGUCUUGGGUUCUUAAAGUCUUGUAUUUUAAGUCUGUGAAUAAGUGCCAUACGUAAUUAGUUUCACACGCUGGAGUCGGAGUCUAACGACUAGCGAUUUUCUCACACACAAAAAUUGGCUAGUGGGCUGCUAGUUUUAAACUCACGGACAGGCCGAACUCAUGCUCUGAAACGAUUUAAUGAUUUAUCGACCCGAUAUCGUUCUUGUUUCGUUCUUGCUACUAUAUCAAAGUUAAGAUUUCACUGAUGCGUUUCGCCGCAGAAUCUAAACCUACCGCCAGCGUGUUUUUUGUUACUAAUGAGCUUUGUGUUUAGAGGGUGAGCCCUAAAGGUCCUUAAGAUACCUAACAACCUCGGAGAGCUCAACUCUCACAGCGGUAGUUUAGACCCAACCAAUGAAGUGUCAGUCUGAAAGUCAUAAAUGCUUGAUGGGCUGCUAUCUUUAAUGACCUGUUCCAAUGUCCCGCGAACAAGAGCCGUUUAAUUCAAUGCUGUGCAAAGCGAUUUGAGAGAUAAGAAGAAUAAAAACCAACAGAAGCACAAAAUGUGCCAAACUUUCGGAUUUUUACUUCAGCCCGUCCUCAGGGUUAGUAAACAUGUUGCGUCUUCAGAGAAAAAUGGCGAAAUCUACGACAAAAAGAGACGAUAAUUUAUUAGUGAUAACUGCUAUUUUCAGUUGUGAUCUUCCAUGGGAAAACGUACAGUAUGGGUGUGAAAUCCUUGCUCACGUAAAGAAAUUUCGCGCUUACUGUACGGCAUAAAUUAACGGAUGGAGAAUAACUGCAUUCAAGGUGGCACUUUCUCUUCAAACUCCGUUUACUUGCACUAUUCCGUCCACAAGAAUCGAGGAUCCGGAGUUAGAAAGUUAUUUUUAUUUGAAUCAAAGCAAUCGCUUUAUACAUCGCACGAACUAGCUAAAUCUCAAAUUUUUAAAACUCUUGAGUUGCCAACAGAAAAUAUGUCUCCUCAAUGUAUCACUAAACUGCGAAUGAGAAACACAACUGAAAAGCUCAGGUGGAAUGAAAAUACUUUAGUAGGGAAAUGAAUAAACAAGCUUAUAAUAAAUAGCCAGCGUACUAAGAUAUAGAAAUAUGGUAUGAGUAUGUGCCUAAGUAUUUGUGAGCAUUGUGUGGGUAUCCUGUGUGUGGCGCUCCUGCACACUUCCUUAUAAAAAUUACAGUCAAACCUGCAUUUAUUCAUUAUUUCUUUGCCAUCAUUUUAUGCGUGUUGGUAUGUGUGUCAACUAUGGUUACCUAGCCUCGAAUUAGACAGUCUAAUUGUAAACGUCGAAUAAAAAAGAAACUGUGCAAGUAGCGGUGAAA